Theobroma cacao (cacao) is the source of this 1684-nucleotide messenger RNA. RefSeq names its product protein NETWORKED 3C-like. Gene Ontology annotation, molecular function: actin binding. Lineage: Eukaryota; Viridiplantae; Streptophyta; Magnoliopsida; Malvales; Malvaceae. The record is from RefSeq and is a predicted model, not a curated record.
UAUCACACAAGAAUUUAUUUAUCCUCAAUAAAAGGAAAGCGGUUGCAAUAUAGAAAGAAUCUCCUUUUAAGAUAGAGGGAAGAAUCAGAGCUUCCAAAGUUCUUAACGUGUUUCUUUUGUUUUUGUUUUUCAUCUCUUUCUUAAACCCAAGAAACAUCCAAUCCUUCUUGGGUGAGAACACUUUGGUUCAAUGGAGAACAGUGCAGCUUCUUCUUCGCCUGCUUGCCCCCAACUGUCCCAAUGGCUUCAGACAACUCUAUCAGAUUUGGACGAGAAAAUGAAGGCCAUGAUGACCCUUUUGGAGGAAGAAGACAAAUCAUCGUGCCUGAAGGCUGAUAUUGCUCAUAACAGGAAACCAGGACUCGUGCAAAUGUUGGGAGAGUUAAACAGAUCAUACUGUUCUUUAGCAGAAAAGUAUGAUCAGUUGAGGUCUGAAUCACACAAUGUCCGUCAUAGGUCUUCACCAUUGUCCUCUAACUCUAAACAAAUCCAACAGGCUAGCAAUAAGAAAAGAGUUGUGGGAGCCUCUGAUGAUCUCAUUCUGGAGGCUUCUGAUUCUCGCCCCGAAUCUGUUGUUGAUGAUCCUGAUUUCAAACAUUAUAGAUCUAGCUUUGAAUACCUGAACAAGUUAGCCGAUGAUCUGAUAUUAGCAGAACAAUGCAACAUGUCUACCAUUAGAAAACCUGAACAAACGAAUGGAGAAUUUUCAGAUGAAGAGAAUGUUGUUUCCAAGAUAAAUGGGUUUCAAAGACUUAAACCAAAAGCAGCAGAGUUCCAGAAGGGUAGUUCUGAAAGUGAGAAUACAUGGUUUCAACUCAAGUUUCAAUUCACAAAGCUUAUGGAGGAGAAUCUGCGCCAGCAAGCAGAACUGUUUAGAAGGAAUGAGGAGAAGAGAGAAACCAUCAAUGAGCUACAGCUACAGCUUGAGCACUUAAAGAGUGAGAACAGGGCCCUGCAGAAAUGUCUCCAUAGCUCAAAAAUUGGUGUGAAGCGCAACCAUUCUCAGACAUCAAGAUCAAGAGGACUAUUUUUGGGCAAGUUCUUCCAAGGAGGUUGUUCAUAAUUCCUUUUUCUUUUUUCCAUCUGUUGAACAAUUGAUUUUCCACUUCUAUCAAGUGGCAAUAGUUUAAUCAACGAAAGUAAAUCAAAUCAUCCAUAACAAUGAUGAUGUGAUGUAUCCUCUGCAUGUCCUUAAGAAGAAAUCUUCAUGAAUAUCAUUGUAUAAAUUGGCAGAGUAGUCCUGAAUUUUCAAGAAACUGUAUGCCGUACUAUACUGCAAGACAGUCUUUAAGACAUCAUGACAGGAGUGAAUGCAACUUUAUCCUUUUCUAGUUCAAAGAAUGAUCUUUAAGCUGCUGGCAGAUGCUUGGUUGUCUUGUUGUUCUGGAAUGUAACCGCUUAGCUAUAUCUAAAUAACUACUCUUCUGUCAAUUCAAUAACCAUUCCAUCAAGCAUUCAAACUCAACUGAACUCACUCUGUUAGAAGGUGAUGUAUCUUUUCAAUAACUAAUGGUAAAGCUGAUUGAUAUCAAACCUUGUUAGUGGCUAGGAGCAUCGGAGAACUCUUUUUCAGACUUCAAAGUCAAAUCAUUAUGCAAUUUCUCAUGUCCCAAAUCAUUUUGAGAGCCAAGAUGAACACCUUGUCGUUCAAGUCAAAGAUGCCGGAAGCUCACAAUUAACAUUC